AUGCGGCACCGAUGGUGUUGUUUGUGCCCAAAGCAAAAACUCUGCGUCGUGAUGCAGUUGGGUUUCUCCUCUUAUUUCGUCUUGUUCUCACGACCUAAAUUCGUAUUUGCAGUGGUGAGUGCGUUGCUCCUUUCUCGUCUCAUCUUAUUGGGCGAAUAUUGUCUCCCCGGUCCACAGCUGUCGUGGGGAGCCGAAUCAUCUCUCGACGAGCCCGGAAAUGGGCAUGCCAUGCUACCAAUAUCCCAAUACUGUCAGCCAGAGCUCAUGCUGUACAGAGUCUUAGGAUCCCAAGCGUGGUAG
This is a messenger RNA of Trichoderma gamsii, 300 nucleotides long. RefSeq lists its product as hypothetical. The coding region runs from base 1 to 300 and encodes 99 amino acids. The transcript has a single exon. The record is from RefSeq and is a predicted model, not a curated record. NCBI's taxonomy places the organism in Eukaryota, Fungi, Ascomycota, Sordariomycetes, Hypocreales, Hypocreaceae.